This is a messenger RNA of Perkinsus marinus ATCC 50983, 2271 nucleotides long. Its product is annotated as DNA repair protein Rad54, putative. Bases 1 to 2271 code for a protein of 756 amino acids. The transcript is spliced from 11 exons. Gene Ontology annotation, biological process: double-strand break repair via synthesis-dependent strand annealing; reciprocal meiotic recombination. NCBI's taxonomy places the organism in Eukaryota, Perkinsozoa, Perkinsida, Perkinsidae. Gene Ontology annotation, cellular component: nucleus. Gene Ontology annotation, molecular function: ATP-dependent chromatin remodeler activity; ATP binding; DNA translocase activity. The record is from RefSeq and is a predicted model, not a curated record.
AUGAGGCGUUCCUUCAAUGUGAGCUUCUCGGCCGAAGGGCCCUUACAGAACGACGGGCAGGUGGAAUCGAGCAUCGUGCUGAUACGAGCACCUAUUAUGCCUAUGUUACUCGUGGAUGGUAUUGAGUAUGCUGUCCUUAAGGCCCCCUUCAGAUGUCCUCUCAAGCGGGAGGAUGUUUCUGGGCGUACAGCUGCUCCAGAGGCCACUAUCAGUGCAGGGAAGACGCUUGGGUGCCGGCGACGGUAUGGACUACCCGAAACCAUUCUACGGUACAGACCACAGAGCGAGGAGAGGGACGUAGAAAAUGAGCCUACAUCGCGAGUCGAGGAACCUGUACGGGAUGGGUGCCAGCUCGUAUUAUGGCGGGGAGAGGACGGGUAUGAGGUUUCUGUCGAUCCUCGUCUCUCUGCUGUAUUGAGAGAGCAUCAGAGGCAAGGCGUCCAAUUUGUAUUCAACUGCCUCAUGGGUCUCAUUGAUGACUUCGAGGGUGAAGGCUGUAUUCUAGCGGAUGAUAUGGGAUUGGGGAAGACCCUGCAAUCCGUAACGAUAGUAUGGACGCUCCUCACUGCUAACAUAGCCAAGAACCGUGGGCCGGCUAUCGAAAGGGCUUUGGUAGUAUGCCCGGCAGCAUUGGUCAAGAACUGGGAAGCUGAGUUUGCAAAAUGGCUGGGUGAAAGCGUCAAGGUUUGCGCUGUUGCAGAGAGUCAACGAGAUAAGGUCAUUGGUGCCUUCACCGGAUUUCGAUAUAAUCGAGACAUGCGGGUCCUAAUUGCCUCAUAUGAAACAUUCAGAAAUCAUUGUCAACUACUGGCUGACUGUCCUAUUGGCCUCUUGGUGUGUGAUGAGGCCCAUCGGCUGAAGAAUGAUCGCACAAAGACAGCAGUAUGUAUCAAUGGGCUGCGGACACGAAAGAGACUACUCCUAUCGGGCACACCUAUCCAGAAUGACCUCGACGAGUUCUUUGCUAUGAUAACCUUAGCAAAUCCUUGUCUAGCUGAGGAGAAAGGCCGCAACAGCUUCCGAAGACGAUUCGCUACCCCGAUCAGUAAAGGGAGGGAGCCUGAAGCAUCGCCAGAAGAGAAGGCUCUAGCUGAUGAGCGGCUAGCUGAACUGAGCGAUAUGAGCAACAAGUUUAUAUUGAGAAGGACCAACGCCCUAUUGGCGAAAGUACUACCACCUAAGCAGAUCGUUGUCGCAUUCGUACGGCUAAGCGAUAUACAGAUUCGGCUAUACAAGGCGUUCAUAAGCAGUGACUGUGUGCAGACGACUGUGGCUAGGUCUGCUAGUAGAGGGAAAGUCGGCAAGAAUGUAUUGUCACUGAUCCAAAGUUUAACGAAGUUAUGUAACCAUCCAUCCCUUAUUCGACGCUUCGAUAAACGAUGUGAUAAGGGGUUCGAAGCUGCGGAUAGCGUGUUUGCAGAGCUUGAUGGGAUCACCCGUGCAGCAAAGCAAGCAGGCAACAAACGUGGGGAUCAAGUUAUUAUAUCAGCUUCAGCGAAGUUCUUACUGGUAUAUAAUCUCCUUCGGACUUUGAGGACCAGAGAUGGUCGUAGCUGUGACCGAGUGGUCAUCAUAUCUAACUAUACACAGACUAUCGAUCUGUUACAGAGAAUGUGCCAAGAGCAACAGUGGCCGGUUAUUCGUCUUGAUGGGAGCAUUGGGGUGAAGAAGCGGCACUCGUUGGUGUCAACCUUCAACGACCCCAAGGCCGAUGCUUUUGUCUUUCUGCUCUCUUCGAAAGCUGGUGGCUGUGGGCUGAAUCUCAUAGGUGGAAAUAGGCUUGUUAUGUUCGAUCCUGAUUGGAACCCUGCUAAUGACAGGCAGGCUAUGGCCAGAAUAUGGAGGGACGGCCAAACCAAGGUCUGUUGGAUAUACAGACUCCUCUCUACUGGCACUAUCGAAGAGAAGAUAUAUCAGCGGCAGAUGAAGAAAGAUAGCUUGAGCGAACUAGUAGUUCAAGAGGAGCCUCAUGAAUCAAGAAGCCGUCGAAGCUCAUCAUCAUCUUCAUCAUCUUCAUCAUCGUCACCUGGUCUUGUAAGUGGCACCACUGAGAAGAAAGUUGCGGGGUCUUCAAUGUUCUCUGCCGCUCAUCUGCGGAACUUGUUCAUGCUCCAGGAGGAUACUGAUUCCGAAACGGUCGAUGCUCUUCAUUGUCGUUGCCCCUCCAACAAAGCUAAUCACAAUGAGGAUGAUCUCACCACGUGGGAUGUUUUCGAAGACUCCAUCAACACCAACAACAAGAAACAGAAGAAAUCCGGGGCAGAGCAUUAG